AGACAUCCACCAUGGGCAACACUGGCCGUGGCUGGCAGCGAGGUCCUGGGCACAAGCCAAACCCCCCCGGGGUGGUGGAGCAGACCCCCUGCCAGGGCAGGCUGGCCCCCUCAACACAGCCCUGGAGGUUUCCAGGAAAACCACAGGCUCUAUUCUCCCUCCCCGCUCCCCGCUGGCCUGUGGAGUGUGAAGUCAUCCAGGAGACGAUUGAGCACAUCGAGUGGGUCCCCCCUAAACCGGAGCCCUUCUGCCCACCCAUGGGCCUGGAGCAGGCCCUGUACACCCUCAGUGAGGAGCAGGGCACCGUUGUCUACCACUCCAGCCCAGCGCCCCAAGGCUCCUGCUUUACCCGUGCUCGGGUUGGGGGUGCCCCGGGGCCACUCUCCUCGCCAGCAGCCCCCUUGGAGGGUCCCCAGGACACCACGCUGCUCUUCGAGUCCCGCUUUGAGAGUGGGAACCUCCAGAAGGCCAUCAAGGUGGGUCCCUACGAGUACGUGCUGACGCUGCGGCCGGACCUGUACACGGCCAAACACACGCAGUGGUUCUACUUCCGUGUCCAAAACACUCGUCAGGAGCCGCUCUACCGCUUCACCAUCGCCAAUAUGGCCAAGCCCAAGAGCCUCUACGGCCAGGGCCUGCAGCCACUGCUCUACUCCCAGCAGGAUGCUCAGAGCCAUGGCAUAGGCUGGCGCCGGGUGGGGACUGACAUCUGCUACUACCGUGGCAGUGCGGGGGAGCCGCCGAUGUUCCGGCUCAGCUGGACGGUGCGCUUCCCGCACGACGGCGACACGUGCUUCUUCGCCUCCUGCUACCCCUACACCUACUCGGACCUGCAGCGCUACCUGCGCGCGCUGGCGGCCGACCCGGCGCGCUCGCGGUACUGCGCGGUGCAGGCGCUGUGCCGCAGCCUGGCCGGCAACACCGUGUACCUGCUGACCAUCACCAGCCCAGGCGGCACGGCCGGCAAGCGGGUGGUGGUGGCGAGCGCCCGCGUGCACCCUGGAGAGAGCAGUGGCUCCUGGGCCAUGAGGGGAUUCCUCGAUUUCCUGCUGAGCGCCCACGCGGACGCGAGGCUCCUGCGCCGCCUCUUCGUCUUCAAGGUGGUGCCGAUGCUCAACCCCGACGGGGUGGUGGUGGGCAACUCCCGCUGCUCCUUGGCGGGACGGGAUCCCAACAGGGCCUAUGGGAUGGCGCUUCCCGGCUCCUUCCCUGGUGUGUGGCACCUGCGGGCCAUGGUCCAGAGGGUGCUGGCAGAGCGGGAGGUGCUGCUGUACUGCGACUUCCACGGGCACAGCCGGAAGAACAACGUCUUCAUGUACGGCUGCGAUGCCGGCGGGGACGGCACCGGGACACGGCUGCGCCAGCGCGUGUUCCCCCUGAUGCUGAGCAAAAACGCCCCUGACAAGGUGGGACACGGAUCCCUCAGGGCCACGUGUUGUGUUGACAGUGGGAAUGUGGCCACCAUGCUGCUUCCCGAGCUGUCCCUCUGGGGUUGGGACCCCUCUGACCCGGGGGCCCUCCAGUUCUCUUUCUCCAGCUGCAAGUUCCAGGUGCAGAAGAGCAGAGAGGGGACAGGCCGGGUCUCCAUGUGGCGCCUGGGUGUCUCCCACAGCUACACCCUAGAGGUGGCUUUCAGUGGCUCCACGCUGGGUGAGAGGAGGAGCUCACACUUCAGCGUGGAGGACCUCGGGUCACUGGGCCGUCUCCUCUGUGACACCCUGCUUGACUUCUGCGACCCUGCACCCGCCAAGUUCCAGCAGUGCCUGGUGGAGGCAGAUGCACUCCUGCAGCAGCAGAUGGGUCGUGAGCUGGGCUCUGGAGGCAGCUGGAGCGAUGUGUCCCCCUCAGAGCUUGAGUCCAGCACCAGUGGCUCUGACAGUUCUGUGUCCGAUGGGAUCCCAGGUGACUUCCACAGCCCCGACUGGCCAGUGAGUUCCCAUGUGCCACUGAUUUUGAGGUGGGAGGGAUGCAGAGCCAGGGUGGAACAAGGUGACAGAGGGUGCAGAUGUCCCAGUGCCACUUUACCACCCAGCACAGAUGGAGCCAUGCAGGAGGAAGCGGUUGCAGAGACAGAGAGCAAGGAAUUCCCUGCGCCGAACAAACCGGAGCCUCACCAGCUUCCCGGUGAGCCUGGAGCCACCACAGUUCGUCCAGGCCCGGAGGGGACAGUCCUGCAGGGAGACUUGUCCCCAGUGCUGUCCCACACACCUCAAGUGGGUCUGACCCCUCUCCUGUGCCUCCCAGGCUGGGACCCGCAGGCAUCCAGUUCUUCCUGGUGUCCAGAGUGGAGGUGGCAGUGCGGGAGAGAAGCCCAAAGCCAGCUCCAGUGCCACCUUUCCCAGGGCAGCUGGAGCAGGGAAUGUCCCCCAUGCCAUCGCAGGAGAGGUGCCCGGAGCCGACUCUGGAGUGGCCCUUCCCAGGGCACCUGAAGCAGGAAAUGGCCGCUGUGCUACCACGGGAAGGCAUCAGCUGGACAAUGGCACAAGCGCUGUGACACACCACAGGCCCCCACUGAGCUCCUGCCGCCGUGGUGCCACCAGUGACUAUUCCCGGGAUCCAGCAUUGGGAGCGAUCCCGGGGCCAUCCUGGCAGCGGGGCAGGCGCAGGCCCCAGGACAGGGCACAUCCCCUCACUGUCCCUGCAGUGGCCUCACGCUGCUCCGCCUGCGCUCGGCAGUAAAGAUGCUGCCACUUCCGUGCCCAUGCCUGGUGCUGCCUGUUCUCAUUGCGAUGUCCCCUCAGGGGUCCCUUUGUCUCCGGGCCCCGUCAGAGUCUUGCUUGCACCCAAACCCGAGCCACCAUGGUGCCAGGCUAUGCCUGUGGUGUUACCUCGGGCCUACCACGGCGGUGUCACUUUGGGCUCUAGGGAUGCGGCGUCGCGAACUCUGCCACCCUGGCGUCUCCUCAGCCCUGCCACCACGCUGUCCCCCUGACCCCACGGUGUCCCCGCAGGCCCCGUGGGUG
Cyanistes caeruleus (blue tit) is the source of this 2963-nucleotide messenger RNA. Lineage: Eukaryota; Metazoa; Chordata; Aves; Passeriformes; Paridae. The record is from RefSeq and is a predicted model, not a curated record.